This is a messenger RNA of Knipowitschia caucasica, 987 nucleotides long. The record is from the annotation of a GenBank genome assembly. NCBI's taxonomy places the organism in Eukaryota, Metazoa, Chordata, Actinopteri, Gobiiformes, Gobiidae.
AUGAGCCACAGAUCCGGAGACUUCAGUAAAAUCCUCAGUAAAACCGAGAGUCUGAUGCGAGAGCUGCUAGACAUCCCCGACAACUACAAGGUGAUGUUCCUUCAGGGCGGCGGCUCGGCUCAGUUCAGCGCGGUCCCCCUGAACCUGAUCGGACUGAAGCCGGACCGGUCUGCGGACUACAUCGUGACCGGGACCUGGUCUUCGAAGGCGGCGAAGGAGGCGGAGAAGUACGGCAAGGUCAACGUGGUGCAUCCCAAACAGGAUGGCUACACCAAGAUCCCGGAUCCCAGCAGCUGGACCCUGAACCCGAAGGCGUCCUACGUUUACUACUGCUGCAACGAGACCGUGCACGGCGUGGAGUUCGACUUUGUCCCGGAGACAGACGGCGUCCUGCUGGUCAGCGACAUGUCCUCCAACUUCCUGUCCAGGCCCGUGGACGUGUCCAAGUUCGGUCUGAUCUUCGCCGGAGCUCAGAAGAACGUGGGCUGCGCCGGCGUUACCGUGGUGAUCGUGAGGGAAGACCUGUUAGGCCACGCCCUCAAAGAAUGUCCCAUCAUUCUGGAUUAUAAAGUACAGGCGGAGAACAACUCUCUGUACAAUACGCCGCCAUGUUUCAGCAUCUACAUCAUGUGCCUGGUUCUGGAGUGGAUCAAGAACAACGGAGGCAGCUCAGCGAUGGAGAAACUCAACAGAGACAAAUCCUCUCUCAUCUAUGACAUCAUCGCCAACUCGGACGGCUUCUACGUGUGUCCCGUGGAGCCGUCCUGUCGGAGCAGAAUGAACGUCCCGUUUCGUCUGAGGACCGAAGAAGGAGACGAGGCCUUGGAAAAAGAGUUUCUGGACGGAGCGGCCAAACGUGGAAUGAUCUCACUCAAAGGACACAGGUCCGUGGGGGGGAUCCGGGCCUCUCUCUACAACGCGGUGACGCUGCAGGACACGGAGGCUCUGGCCGCCUUCAUGAAGGAGUUCAAGAAGCAGCACUUUUGA